This is a messenger RNA of Ornithodoros turicata, 3346 nucleotides long. Its product is annotated as collagen alpha-1(XIII) chain-like. The record is from RefSeq and is a predicted model, not a curated record. Bases 441 to 2192 code for a protein of 583 amino acids. Lineage: Eukaryota; Metazoa; Arthropoda; Arachnida; Ixodida; Argasidae. The transcript has a single exon.
AUUUUGGUAUCAAGAAGUAGUCCGCUCGUUGUUAUAAAAUUCGGAUAUAGCACGUUGGAUGGAUGGAUCGUAUGGACGGAUACUGUCUCCUGUGUCACCUUUUUCCUUAAACGUUGGCGUGCGUCAUGCCGUCACACGAGCACGACCCUAGCGGCGAAGUACAGAACUAGAGCGCGCAAGUUGAUUAAUUUUAUAGCCUCCUUCCGGUUAAUGCAAGGCAACGAAUGCAUCUCGGUCUCAAGAACAGAAUGUGAACACCACUGUGCCUUUUGUGCAGCCAGAAAAUGAGUGAAAUGACAAGUGUGUGCAUUGCACCGAAGUGACUCGUAACCUCGCAACGAAGCUCAUCCGAUCCGCGAUGUUUCAUCAGUCAUCGUGAGCGUCUGACUGUCCCCCGAGGGACAGACCUUUUUGUAACAGCUAGCAACGUCCACUGAACAAUGAAGGAGGACGGUUCGCACAACGAAGCGUCACCGGACGUUCCGAAGAAAUCUAGCGCCCUCGUCGUUUCCUCAUGGAUAGCAGUAACGUUCGUUGUAGUGCUCAUAGUUGCUCUCGGAAUGCUCUCCCUAUGUCUUUUUCGCGUGAAUGUCCUCGAAGGGAAAAUAUUGAGCCUCGAAGAACGCAUGUUCAACAUGGAAGAACAACGAGUGAGACCCACCAAUAUGUUAAAGCGCACGAAAAGAGACGUAGAGCCGAGUUGUUUGUGCCCGCCGGGGCCUCCUGGUCGAAGAGGACGGCGCGGUAUGAAGGGGGAUGGCGGAGAUCUUGGACCUCCCGGACCUCCUGGUCUUCCAGGCAAGCCAGGGUUUCCUGGUGCCAUAGGAAUGGACGGCCCGAAGGGCGAACCCGGACCCAUGGGUCUUCCUGGCAUUGCAGGCCCGAAAGGAGACAAAGGUGACAAGGGAGAUGGCAUUAGGAGCACCAAGGGCAUGAAACGAUCAGUGACGCGACUACACGGUGGCACGCUUGGCUACACUGAAGUGAUUGCGAUGAAAGGAGCCCCUGGUGAACCUGGGUCACCAGGACCUCCAGGGCCCCCUGGAUUUGAUGGCAGAACAGGUCCUCCAGGUGAAAUGGGUCUUCCUGGACCAAAAGGAGAAAAGGGGGAUCAUGGGUUUGUGGGCCUGCCAGGUGAUUCAGGCCUAGUAGGUCCUCCUGGACCGAAGGGGAGUAUGGGCAGAGAUGGCCUGCCAGGAGACAAUGGGAGACCUGGAACGCCAGGGCUGCCUGGACUUCCUGGACAGAAAGGAGAGCCAGGUGCCGUGGUAUUGACGGAUGGGGUGACGUUACCAACGUCAUUUGUGCAGGGACCUCCGGGUCCACCUGGACUCCCGGGUUUGAAGGGAGACCCAGGUGCAAAAGGGUCGAGAGGGGAGAAAGGUGAUGAGGGUAAGAAAGGAAAACGUGGCAGGGUAGGUUUGAUGGGAAUAAAAGGAGAUAAAGGAGAUGCUGGCCAGAAAGGUGAUCAUGGAUUGAUGGGAGACAAAGGAGAAAAGGGUGAAACGGGAGAAAUGGGACCAGAAGGUUCUCCUGGUGAUCAGGGUCAGCCCGGAGUGGAUGGUGAUAUGGGACCACAAGGGUCUCCUGGACUGCCUGGCCUUCCGGGCCCAAAAGGGGAGCAAGGAAAUCGAGGGGACUACGGCCCAGCAGGAUUGAUGGGCCCUCCAGGUCUCACAGGACCCCCAGGGAAGCAGGGGCCCAGAGGGGAGAAAGGGAACAAAGGCGAACCGGCUGUUGCUAAAUACGUACGCCAUACGAUGGUUGAGAAUACUGAUGACAGAGACUUCUUUAGUGGGCCCCCUGGUCCUCCAGGACUUCCAGGAGUUCAGGGACCACAGGGUCCACCGGGAAUCAAGGGGGCUCGCGGAGCUAAUGGGCAGAAAGGUGAACCAGGACAAAAGGGAGAUGCUGGUGGUCCGGGUCCCAUGGGGCUUCCUGGGCCAGCUGGACUUAGAGGUGAACCAGGCAAGCCAGGAUAUGAUGGACUUCCAGGAUCAGCAGGGGAGAAGGGAGACCUGGGAAGCAAAGGUGAUAAAGGAGAAACAGGAUCUCCUGGUCUGGAUGGUCUACCAGGACACCAAGGAGAACCGGGAAUGAGGGGUAAACCCGGGAAGAAAGGGGAGAAGGGAGACAGUGGACUGUUCAAGUCAGAGUCGAUGGUCUUCCCGAUUGCAGGAACAACUGCUUGACAGCUUCAAUCCAGGACAUUUCUCUAAAUGGUUUGCUGUUUUUUACAUUCUAUACUAUAUUGGUGACUUCCUUUGUACCUGACUUAGCGUAAAAAUAUUUGUUUUUUGGUCAAUCAUUCCAGCGUUAUUUGUUUCUAUUGAUGUUACACUCUUUUGAUAAGUAACAUGGGUGAAUCUCUUUUGCUAUGCUUAACAAUAUUGUACUGAUCGAUUAAACAAUUUACGUCUAUGCGGAACAACAACAUGAAGCAGAUUUCCCCAGUUUUAGACGGGCUUAUGGAAAUCUUUAUGAUAGUGAUGUUUCUUUGCAACUUUUGUAACUCAAGUGCAACAUGCAAGCAAUAUUUGCUAACUCCUACCGUUCUCAAGCACAUUCCCCAGUGUUUUGUGGCAAGCUUUCUAUUGACUUUGUUGAAAUGAACACACAGUUUAAUUUGUUCAAGCCACCUAGGUAGCACUAUUUUUAUGCUGUUAUGGUUUUUUGCAUAUAUCCUAGUUUAUUUUGAGUGAUGACAGAUAGUGCCAGCAAGUUUUCUGAGCAUUUUAUGGGGCUUGCCACUUAAUGCUUGGGAAUAUAUUUCAUAUUGCUGAGGCUGUAUCAGCUUCAUUUCUCCAGACUUGAACACUCACUUGACAAUACAUUAUGGUUUAAUGAUGCUCAAUCACUCGCUUUGUUUUGCUGCUACAUUGUUUUUAUCUGUAUUUAUGUAACCACGAUCUCACUUAGUCUUGGAUGACGAUUAGGAAUUUUUUCGAGUACUUUUUCUGUCGAUUGCAUAGUGUACAUGUAUAGCUUUUUCGAUGCCGUCCUAGAUUUCAAAGUAUACACUUUGUGGUCAUGCAAAGGUUACAUCUUGCAAAGUAACUGUGGAGUAGUUUUGCUUAAGAUAUUUGGCUGGAUAAUUUGUAAUUUUUAUAUUCAUCCAAAAUAUUUGGGUCUAGUUCAUAGCAACACCCCUUACUAAACUUGUUACUUCUUUUCUACAAUUGUCCUUUACAAGAAAUAGUGUAAUCACAUUCACUCAUUCAUGGUGCCAAAUGUUUACGAUUAAGCUGUAUUAUUUAUGGUUUUGCCGAUGCGUGUUUUUUUAUAUUGGUUAUUUUUUAAAUAUGUGCAGCUAUUUUGUGAAAGAAAAUAAAGCAACAUUAUGGCA